CCUCGCAAUUGCCGUAAUCCCCGUUCCGACGAUGCCUAGACUCAAUGGCCAACCGCGCCUCGCUGUCACCCCCUUCCACCCUCUCGAUGAUGUGCCUUCCUCCAUACAGUGCUGCUUUCCCCCAUAAUUACUCUUCGUUCCAUUAUCUCGUUCUCGCUGCUUCCCUAUCGAAUUCCCGCUCCACUCGGACGAUCUCUGCGCUGCAAGAGACUUGCGCCACAACUCCAUGAAAAUGAUCAGAGUGGAAGAUAACCGUUGCCCUAAAAACAAAUCCUCAUCUCAUGACCC
Molecule: messenger RNA, 288 nt
Organism: Cantharellus anzutake
Lineage: Eukaryota; Fungi; Basidiomycota; Agaricomycetes; Cantharellales; Hydnaceae
Exons: 1
Coding region: 45-230 (61 amino acids)
Source: RefSeq, a predicted model, not a curated record